GGUGACCGGCAUUCAAUGGCGCGAGUGAGGCAGCCAGGUGGGGGGCAGUUGAGUUGCCGCGAUACACAUGUUCCCAUAUGGCCAUGGCCGCCACGGUCGUGGUCUUGUCCCAGUAGGGCUCUCUCUACUACCCAUAACCCCUCUGCGCGGCUGUGCGUGGUGCGUGCUGACCGCCGAGCGAGCUGCGAGCAAAGGAGUCCUUGGACCCGACCGGGGCCGAUCCCGGUGGUUCAAUCCUAUUACUGCGGCUGCUGUGUGCUGUGCCUCAGAGCUGAGCAGGCCAUCAUCGUCUGCAUCGCUCGCCCUCAUUUCACUGGGAGCAUCGAUCUAUCUAUCAGCUUGCUCAUUGGCCAUCUUCGAUCGUCUUCCAUGGAGAGGCUCAUUGCCGGCCUACUUGGCUUCCUAUUGAUUGCGUCAGUAGGAAGCCAUGCAGCUCGUGCUCCGGAUCAAUACUGGAAGUCUGCUCUUCCCGACACUCCCAUGCCGACCUCCCUCUCCCAACUCCUCAACACCCCAGCCGGAGGCACGACCGUCAACGUCGGCUGGGGCGGUGUCCACGUCGAUGCUGGGCACGGUAAGCCCGGGGGUACGACGGUUGACGUAGGCAAGGGCGGCGUCGGCGUCAAUGUUAACCCUGGCAGCAGCGGCAGGAAGCCCGGCGGCACCACGGUCGGCGUUGGUGGGAAAGGGGGAGUCGGCGUUAAGGUCAACCCUGGCUAUGGGAAGCCCGGCGGCACGACGGUUGGUGUCGGGAAGGGCGGAGUUGGUGUUAACGUCAACCCUGGCUACGGGAAGCCCGGUGGCACCACUGUUGGCGUCGGGAAGGGCGGCGUCGGCGUGAACGUCAACCCUGGCAAGCCCGGCGGCACUACGGUCGGCGUCGGCAAGGGCGGCGUUGGCGUCGACGUCAAUCCUGGCUAUGGCAAGCCCGGUGGCACCACGGUCGGCGUCGGCAAGGGCGGAGUGGGCGUCAACGUUAAUCCUGCCAAGCCGGGCGGUACCGGCACAACCGUUGGCGUUGGCAAAGGCGGCGUGGGCGUCGGCGUCAAUCCCGGGUACGGCAAGCCCGGCGGCACCACGGUCGGCGUUGGCAAGGGCGGGGUCGGCGUCCACGUGAACAACCCGCGCAAGAAGCCCGUCAACGUCAACGCCGGGCCUUUCCAGUACCUGUACGCCGCAUCAGAGACGCAGCUGCACGACGACCCCAGCGUAGCGCUCUUCUUCCAGGAGAAGGACCUCCAGCAGCCCGGUAAGAAGGUGACCGUCCAGUUCGCCAACACCGCGACCGCCGGCGCCAAGUUCCUCCCGCGAAGCGAUGCCGAGGCCAUCCCGUUCUCCUCCGAGAAGGUCCCCGAGAUCCUGAGCCGCUUCUCGGUCGACCCGGACUCCGUCGAGGCGGCGGAGAUGGCGCAGACGCUGCGCGACUGCGAGGCGCCCGCGGCCAAGGGCGAGAAGAAGGCGUGCGCCACGUCGCUGGAGUCCAUGGUGGACUUCGCCACCACCAGCCUCGGGACCAGCCACGUGAGGGCCGUCUCGACCGUCGUGGCCAAGGAGGGCUCGCCGAAGCAGGAGUACACCGUGACCGGCGUCAAGCCCGCGGCCGGCACCGGCCACGACGGCCGCCUCGUGGCCUGCCACGCGGAGCCGUACGCGUACGCCGUGUUCGCGUGCCACCUGACGCAGCAGACGCGGGCGUACUCGGUGUCGAUGCUCGGCAGGGACGGCACGGCCGUGGACGCUGUCGCGGUGUGCCACGCCGACACGUCCGGCUGGAACCCCAAGCACAUCGCCUUCCAGGUGCUCAAAGUGAAGCCCGGCACGGUGCCGGUCUGCCACUUCCUGCCGCAGGACCACGUCGUCUGGACCCGCAGCGGCUGAGGCUGCUGGAUGGCUGCCGUUUGCUCUCGUCGCGCCGCCUGAUGGAGUGAUGGUUUCGUUUUCAUUGUAUUCUAGUAGCCUCUGGGCAUACUGUUUAUGUUUCCAGUAUAGUGCUUGAUGUUUGUAUGGAUGGUGUGGCCAGCCAGUAUCGACCACCUGCUUAGAUUCUGUUGUAUAGUUCUAAAUAAACAGGCAUGUCUUUACGGUUACUGCUCUGAGCCUGAA
Molecule: messenger RNA, 2103 nt
Organism: Sorghum bicolor (sorghum)
Lineage: Eukaryota; Viridiplantae; Streptophyta; Magnoliopsida; Poales; Poaceae
Product: BURP domain-containing protein 3
Exons: 4
Coding region: 16-1878 (620 amino acids)
Source: RefSeq, a predicted model, not a curated record